Molecule: messenger RNA, 1923 nt
Organism: Camelus dromedarius (Arabian camel)
Lineage: Eukaryota; Metazoa; Chordata; Mammalia; Artiodactyla; Camelidae
Gene: TTC39A
Product: tetratricopeptide repeat domain 39A
Exons: 18
Coding region: 49-1779 (576 amino acids)
Molecular function (GO): protein binding
Source: RefSeq, a predicted model, not a curated record
GGCCGCGGCUGGCGUCCGGCGGGGGCACACCGCCCGCCCGCCUCGGCGAUGACCACGGCCGGCGCCCCGGGCUCCCCACCCGCAGGGACUCCUGUGAGCAGCCUCCAUGAGGCCCUGGACCAGUGCAUGACCGCCCUGGACCUCUUCCUCACCAACCAGUUCUCAGAAGCACUCAACUACCUCAAGCCCAGAACCAAGGAGAGCAUGUACCACUCGCUGACGUAUGCCACCAUCCUGGAAAUGCAGGCCAUGAUGACGUUUGACCCCCAGGACAUCUUACGUGCUGGCAACAUGAUGAAGGAGGCGCAGUCACUGUGUCAGAGGCAUCGGAGGAAGUCCUCUGUAACAGAUUCCUUCAGCAGCCUGGUGCACCGCCCCACAAUGGACCAGUUCACGGAAGAGGAAAUCCACGCUGAGGUCUGCUACGCAGAGUGCCUGCUGCAGAGAGCAGCCCUGACCUUCCUGCAGGAUGAGAACAUGGUGAGCUUCAUCAAGGGUGGCAUCAGAGUUCGAAACAGCUACCAGACUUACAAGGAACUGGACAGCCUCAUGCAGUCCUCACAGUACUGCAAGGGAGAGAACCACAGGCACUUUGAAGGAGGGGUGAAGCUUGGUGUGGGAGCCUUCAACCUGACCCUGUCCAUGCUUCCUACUAGGAUCCUGCGGCUGCUGGAAUUUGUGGGGUUUUCAGGAAACAAGGACUAUGGGCUGCUGCAGCUGGAGGAGGGGGCGUCGGGGCACAGCUUCCGCGCCGUGCUCUGUGUCCUGCUGCUGCUGUGCUACCACACCUUCCUCACCUUCGUGCUCGGCACCGGGAAUGUCAACACUGAGGAGGCAGAGAAGCUUUUGAAGCCCUACCUGAAGCAGUACCCCAAGGGUGCCAUAUUCCUGUUCUUUGCGGGCCGGAUUGAAGCCAUUAAAGGCAAUAUUGACACGGCCAUCCGGCGGUUCGAGGAGUGCUGUGAGGCCCAGCAGCACUGGAAGCAGUUCCACCACAUGUGCUACUGGGAGCUGAUGUGGUGCUUCACCUACAAGGGCCAGUGGAAGAUGGCCUACUUCUACGCAGACCUGCUGAGCAAGGAGAACUCCUGGUCCAAGGCCACCUACAUCUACAUGAAGGCUGCCUACCUUAGCAUGUUUGGGAAGGAGGACUACAAGCCGUUCGGGGAUGACGAAGUGGAGUUGUUUAGAGCUGUACCAGGCCUGAAGCUCAAGAUUGCUGGGAAAUCUCUACCCACAGAGAAGUUUGCCAUCCGGAAGUCCAGACGCUACCUCUCCCCCAAACCUGUCUCAUUGCCAAUCCCUGCUCUGGAAAUGAUGUACAUUUGGAAUGGCUACGCGGUGAUUGGGAAGCAGCCGGAACUCACAGACGGAAUACUUGAGAUUAUCAUCAAGGCUGAAGAGAUGCUGGAAAAGGGCCCAGAGAAUGAGUACUCAGUGGAUGAUGAGUGCUUGGUGAAGUUGCUGAAAGGCCUCUGUUUGAAAUACCUGGGCCGUGUCCAGGAGGCUGAGGAGAAUUUCAGGAGCAUCUCUGCCAAUGAAAAGAAGAUUAAAUAUGACCACUACUUGAUCCCAAAUGCCCUGCUAGAGCUGGCCCUGCUGUUUAUGGAGCAAGGCAGAAAUGAAGAGGCUGUCAAACUCUUGGAAACUGCCAAGCAAAACUAUAAGAAUUAUUCCAUGGAGUCAAGGACACACUUUCGAAUCCAGGCAGCCACACUCCAAGCCAAGUCUUCCCUAGAGAAUGGCAACAGAUCCAUGGUCUCAUCAGUGUCCUUGUAGUUUUGUGCAGCACUCCCAGGCUGGAAGACAGAGUCAUCUGGACAGAGCUCCUGGAAACAUUUCAAAAAGGUCCCCUCCCCCUGCCCUGCCUUUGGGGUCCACUGGUGCUCCAGUGGGAUGGCAUGACAUAGGUCUCUGUGCAGA